UUCCUUUGGUACUAAGCAUUUACAGCUUGGUACCAGCACACAUAUUUUUUGAAUUUUAAACCUUUUUUUUUAAUAGUCCAUCAAAAUGUAACUGCCACCCUCCAUGUUUGAGGGAACCACAUGCAACAUAUAUCACCUCUGGCUUCUUUCGUGAACUUUUAACCGGAACUUGACAAACCAAAGCACCAGAUAUCAGCUUCAUAUCAAGAAUGGCUACCAAAAACAAAGUAAGGUUGAAGCUAUUGAUCGACAAGAAGGCGAACAAAGUCCUUUUCGCAGAAGCUGGAAAAGAUUUUGUAGAUUUCCUCUUCACCCUUCUCUCUUUGCCUGUAGGUACUGUGAUUAGGCUGCUUAAAAAACCAGCAAUGGUUGGCUGUAUAGGAAAUCUUUACGAGAGCCUUGAAAACCUUAACGAAGCUUAUAUACAGCCAAAUCAAAGCAAGGACUCUCUUCUAAAACCCACUGUGCCAUUAACCCAGCUCGCACAUGUGCCUCUCUUGCUGCCUGACACUCGCCCUCUAAAACCUGAGGCAGGACGAAAGUUGUAUGGUUGUUCUAAUUAUAGUAACCACCGGUGCGUUACCGAUCAGAGAGGUUCUCGUUGUAGUAACUGCGGUUGUUCAAUGACUUAUGAACUGCCGUUUAUUGGCACCAAUCCAAAUAAUACAUCAGCUAGUGAUACAGCAACUAGUAAUAGUGAGGGAGGUUUGGUGAAGGGCCUGGUUACAUACAUGGUGACUGAUGAUUUGUCAGUGUCACCAUUGUCAAUGGUCUCUGGUGUUGCUCUGCUGAACAAGUUUAGUGUUAAGGGUUUUAGCGCACUUAAUGAGAAGAUGGUUGAGUUUGGUAUUGAUGAGGGUCUGGAAUUGUUGAAGGCUUCUCUCCAGUCAAAAGCAGCUCUUACUAGUGUCUUCCUAGCUAAGGAUGAGAUCAAGGAUGCUGCAUCACCAAAUUGAAACUAUGUUGGAAUAUGAUCUUUCCUGGUUUUGAGGGAGUUGAUAAUUAGUUAUUUACCGUUGUCGAUUGCCCUGCCGUACUUUAUAUAUAAUUAAGAGUAAAUUGAUCUUGUUUUUGCACCAUCUUGGUUGGUAGUUGUUGAAGUUUCAAUUAACAUUUUCAUGAAUCUUACAACUGCUAAUUAAAUAUUUUCUUUUUGCUA
Molecule: messenger RNA, 1159 nt
Organism: Hevea brasiliensis (rubber tree)
Lineage: Eukaryota; Viridiplantae; Streptophyta; Magnoliopsida; Malpighiales; Euphorbiaceae
Exons: 3
Coding region: 210-956 (248 amino acids)
Source: RefSeq, a predicted model, not a curated record